AUGGCUAGUGACUAUCCACUGCUCGCCAAUUGCGCCCAGAGGGGUACGCCCAUACGGGGGUGUGCUCUGUCUUUUAACGACGCGCCUGAUCUCACUAAGCUCAAGUCGAAGUUCAAUGAGGUAUCGACUUUCGAUUGGUCGUAUCCCAGGGCACAGCCUCUAGGACCAACUAUCUACAACGUCUAUAUGCGUAAUAUAGAUGAGUUCAUCUGUUCUUUUGAGUUGAGCCGUGAGAACGAUGACUUGGAGCAGUUCAAAAGUACCCGCUUACACCCGGAAUUUGCUUCUCUCUCAGAUGAGGAGAUCUUGAAGCAGAUAGCUGACCUCGCGCAAGACCGAGCUCUCAUGAUCAAUUACUUACUUAGUUCUCGUGUGUCACCCGUCUACCACCAAGAUUAUGUUGAUGACCAUAGCCCUCCGGAUACCGAAUAUGAGAGACAGGAACUGAAGAAAGACCGACCACGUAUGGCGAAGAAGAUAGUCGAGGCCUUCUGGGGAUUCGCACACUCGGGAAAUCCCCUGCCAGCCCACCGUCACAAGCAACUGGGCAUAUCCUCUUAUGAUCGCUGGGCUGAUCGUAUUGAUGACAAACUAACAGCAAUGGCUGAGAGACUCAAGAAAGACCCACAGAAAAUGAGGGAUCUCAACCCAAUCGUCAUCGAAGACGAUGAUCCUGUUAACGAAGCCGACGACGAAGCCGACGACGAACCCAAGCACGUACUCGAGGACGUGACCAACACUAAAGGGGGCACCAAGUUCACUAAAGAACUCUCCAGCGACCGACAUACUACGAAGAGACGCAUCGUGCUACCGUUCCCGCCGAAUCGAUCCUCUACUCCAGAUACAGAGCAGACGUCGGAAGAAGCCGAUAAGAUGGUCUCGCCUAAAUUUGGAGAGUUCCAACUCGAAAGCCCAAAGAGGAAAGAUCGAAAGUAG
Molecule: messenger RNA, 936 nt
Organism: Daldinia vernicosa
Lineage: Eukaryota; Fungi; Ascomycota; Sordariomycetes; Xylariales; Hypoxylaceae
Exons: 2
Coding region: 1-936 (311 amino acids)
Source: RefSeq, a predicted model, not a curated record